CCCAGAAGGCCCUGCAGGGACGCGGGCGUUCCUCUCCCCAGCUCCCGGGGCGCGCCGUCCAGCUUGCAGCAUGAGCGCCCCCGCCGCGACCCCUAUCUUCGCACCCGGCGAGAACUGCAGCCCCGCGUGGCGGGCGGCGCCCGCGGCUUACGACGCGUCGGACUCGCACCUGCAGAUCCUGGGCAAGCCGGUGAUGGAGCGCUGGGAGACCCCCUACAUGCACGCGCUGGCGGCCGCCGCCGCCUCCAGAGGGGGCCGGGUGUUGGAGGUGGGCUUUGGCAUGGCCAUCGCAGCUACGAAGGUGCAGGAGGCCCCCAUCGACGAGCACUGGAUCAUCGAGUGCAAUGAGGGCGUCUUCCAGCGGCUCCAGGACUGGGCCCCACGGCAGCCGCACAAGGUGGUUCCCUUGAAAGGCCUGUGGGAGGAGGCGGCGCCCACCCUGCCAGACAGUCACUUCGAUGGGAUCCUGUACGACACGUACCCGCUGUCUGAGGAGACCUGGCACACGCACCAGUUCAACUUCAUUCGGGACCAUGCCUUCCGCCUGCUGAAGCCGGGGGGCGUCCUUACCUACUGCAACCUCACCUCCUGGGGGGAGCUGAUGAAGUCCAAGUACUCGGACAUCACCACCAUGUUUGAGGAGACACAGGUGCCAGCCCUGCUGGAAGCGGGCUUCCGGCCGGAGAACAUCCACACGCAGGUCAUGGAGCUGGUCCCACCGGCCGACUGCCGCUAUUACGCCUUCCCGCAGAUGAUCACGCCCCUGGUCACCAAGCACUGAGCCCACUGGGCCCACCGGCUCAGCUGCCCACGCCACCCUGGGGGCUCUGGGCUUCCGGAACCCCUAACCCCCAGACCCCUACUGAGCGCCUUCGUGGCCGGGAGUGCAGGCUCUGGCCCCUCGGCCCUGGUCCAGACCCACACCAGCCGCAUGACCAGCAAGCUUCCCUAACCUUCUCUGCAAGGGGACGACCACUACCUUCCUACCAUGGUCCUGAGAAUGAAAUAAACGCUAACACUGGGUUUAGCCAAUCAGCACGAAGACACAAA
Messenger RNA from Balaenoptera ricei (Rice's whale), 1050 nucleotides. It is a transcript of the gene GAMT, whose product is annotated as guanidinoacetate N-methyltransferase. Gene Ontology annotation, biological process: creatine biosynthetic process. Lineage: Eukaryota; Metazoa; Chordata; Mammalia; Artiodactyla; Balaenopteridae. The transcript is spliced from 6 exons. Gene Ontology annotation, molecular function: guanidinoacetate N-methyltransferase activity. The record is from RefSeq and is a predicted model, not a curated record. Gene Ontology annotation, cellular component: nucleus; cytoplasm. The coding region runs from base 71 to 781 and encodes 236 amino acids.